Messenger RNA from Astyanax mexicanus (Mexican tetra), 2504 nucleotides. RefSeq names its product solute carrier family 35 member F5. The transcript is spliced from 16 exons. Gene Ontology annotation, biological process: regulation of peptide transport. The coding region runs from base 255 to 1691 and encodes 478 amino acids. Lineage: Eukaryota; Metazoa; Chordata; Actinopteri; Characiformes; Acestrorhamphidae. The record is from RefSeq and is a predicted model, not a curated record.
GAUGCGCUAAGUGAAGUCAUGAGUAGGAGACCGAGCUCAUAAAACUCAUGUAAAUAUUUACCACCCAGUCGAGUUAUUAUCCUUUACAAAGCCGCAGAUUGUUCGUAACCUCGCCUGAUAAACGCAUGAAGACGGGUUUCGAGGCCGUGCCGACUGAAGCAGGUCUUUGCUCUGGCUUUUAGUGAUUGUGUGAUGCAGGCUUUGUGCCACAUCGUGGAGAGAGAGGCUGGCCGAGACCGGUGUGUCCGUUUCUAAUGCGUCCGGCACGGAUGAGUUGGGGGGUAUGUGGUGCCCAGAAGAGGAGGCUGGUGCUGGGCGUGGUCAUCCUGCUGCUUGUGGAUGUGAUCUGGGUUGCGUCAUCUGAACUCACUGCAUACAUCUUUGUGCAGAAGCAGUACAGUAAGCCGUUCUUCAGCACCUUUGUGAAGACCUCCAUGUUCGUGUUGUAUUUACUUGGAUUCCUCUUCUGGAAACCAUGGAGGCAGCAGUGUGCAGCUCGUUAUCAGCAGCAGCUCAGCAGCCUCAUUCCUGAUGCUGGUUCUUAUGUGUCUGCUGGUGCAACUGAAAACAGCUUUAACAACUCUUUAAGUGAGCCCCUGUAUGUGCCGGUGAAGUUUCAGGAUGUUCCUGACAGCAACGCCAGCAGAGAGUCUAAAACCCCUGUGAGGAAGCAGCGUGUGCGGUUCAGUAAUAUAAUGGAGGUGCGUGAGCUGCCCCACUCUCAGGCUUUGGAGGCCAAACUGUCUCGCAUGUCACAUUCGACCACUCCACUCAGGAUUAUGGCAAAGCUCAGCAUCAGCGCUGUGGCCCGAAUCAGCUUCUUCUUCUGCUUUGUGUGGUUUCUGGCUAAUCUGGCGUAUCAGGAGGCUCUGACAGACACACAGGUGGCCAUUGUAAACAUUCUGUCUUCCACCUCAGGUCUCUUCACUUUGGUCUUGGCUGCUAUAUUUCCCAGUAACAGCAGUGAUCGCUUCACACUCUCCAAACUGCUGGCUGUUAUCCUGAGCAUGGUGGGUGUGGCUGUGGUUAGUGUCUCUGCAAUGGACAGUCCUGGUGGAAAAGGCACUAUUGGUUCACUCUGGUCACUACUAGGGGCAGGGCUGUAUGCCAUCUACAUAGUUAUGCUAAAAAGAAAAGUAGAUCGAGAAGAGAAGCUGGACAUCCCGAUGUUCUUUGGCUUUGUGGGCUUAUUUAACCUGCUGUUGUUAUGGCCUGGCUUUGUGCUGCUGCAUUACUCUGGUCUGGAGUCGUUCGAGAUGCCGAGUCAGCUGGUGAUCAGCUACAUUCUUAUCAAUGGCCUGAUCGGGACCGUGCUGUCUGAAUUCCUCUGGCUGUGGGGAUGUUUUCUCACCUCGUCCCUGAUCGGCACAUUGGCUCUAAGUCUGACAAUUCCGCUCUCCAUCAUGACGGAUAUGUGCAUGCAGAAGACGAGUUUCUCAUGGCUAUUCUUUGUGGGAGCAGUUCCAGUCUUCCUCUCCUUCUUCCUGGCUGCACUCCUAUGCCACUACAAUAACUGGGACCCAGCAAUGGUGGCCCUGCGGAGAGUCUUCUCUUUCUUCUGCCGAAAACACAGGAAUCACAGGUGUGGAAUCCAUUCAGCCCAUAGAAAGCUAGCAGAGGACAGUGAGCAGUGUGAGAGUCUCAUUCCGCUGCAGAGUUCUUCCCUUGACAACAGAGCUUUCUGCUCUUGACCAGCACUUCAGGAGGGACAGAGAAGCAGCAAGUGACAAUCUCAAACCCGCCAAAUGCUGCCCAGAGCCACUGUGCCUCGUAUCCUCUCAUCACGUCCUUGUACUCUUGUAUGCCGACGACCCUGUGAACUGUCCCGCGAGUUCCAAUGAUCCUGCCAGUUUGGUCCUCACUGAGUUGGCUGUGACUUCUCAGGACACAAACCCAAGAGCAACCAGCAUUCUCCAGCCACAGAUGGUCCAAUCAGACCGUAGCACACCGACUGACUGUCCAAUCACAGUUUCCUAAAAAUAAAGAGUCUGUCCAGAUGUGUGAGGGUGGAGGCCGCGAUUGGCAGACUGAGCUAAUAAAUCAACAUUGUUGUCUGUACUCUUCAGCACUGUAAUUCAAUCUCAGUGUGAUAUGUUGAUCAUCAUGUUUCUGAUUGGCGUUAAAGGAAUAUGGCCUGUAUGCACUUAAGAAUUAUUACUGGCUGGUAAACAUUCUAACUUGCUGGUCUUUGAAUCACCGUUUUUACAAUCAGUUGCAUAUUACCUGUAAUACUGUGUGUAGACCUUAGAGUAUUGGCAAAGCCUGCAUGAUGAACACACCCUGUGAUGACCACAAAAAUAUUUAUAAUUUGAUUGACAGCUGUGAAAAUGACUGUGUUAUACCAUUUUAAUGAUGUAUAAAAUACAACGUUAAAACGGGGCACUAGAAACACUAACAAACAGUGCGUUCAUUUUACAUUAAGCUGCAGCCUGUAUUCAGUAUGCUCUGCUGAAUUACCAAAUACAGUUCAUUUUCCAAUAAAAUGUAGUUCUGUGUGGGUUUUA